AUGCCGUUUCGUGUCCUUCCUCCAGAAUUUUACAGCCCGAAUAGCUCAACUUUGUCUCUCCUUGACGAUGACGAGAUGAUGCUGUUUUUCCCGGCAACCGGUCAUGCGCAGAAUUCAGAUUUGACAACGCCAAGUCGUCAGCCAGAGGAGUUUGUAGCUAAGGAGUUGGAUCUGCGUCGACUCAAAGAAGUUUCAGGCUGGUUGUGGUUCGCCGGCCGACUAGAGCCACCCCGCCCAUUACAUUUACAGCUUUUGCUGGGUCGGGCAAUCACAUGUACCGAGCAAAUGGACUUGCAUCUCAUCUGGUCUACUGGUCGAAUAUUCAUCAAGCCUAUCCCUCGAUUCCUGCUUAACCGACAUAUGUGGGGUCAAUAUCUUAGUUGCAAGGCAGGAUGCAGUCGCGACAGUUUGGAACAUAAUACCCCUUGUUCUCCUCAGUGUGGUCGUCAAACGCUUCGGAAGAACGCACACGGUUUCCUUUUCUCUUGGGCAGCGCUGGUACGCUACGAAAGCGACUUUUGGAUAGCCAAAGAGAAACAUUUAAUACCGAAUGAGGUUGAAUGGCCACAAUGGGUAAAGUUCGUUGAGAGUUUGAAUCUGGAACAUAUUUACCCGCACGUCAGCCCGCGGUUUUACCAUGGAGAACUCCGCCUAAGUCGCCUAGAUCUGAUAUACCGCUUUUGGUACACCCCUCUCAAUGGUUAUCUGUCGCGUUGGAACCAAUAUGCUACCAUGCUUCGGGAGAACUUCGACUGGCUAGCCGUGGUGGUGGUGUACGUUGUUGUUAUACUAACGGCCAUGCAAGUUGGUCUUGCUACGGAAACUCUUGCUCAUAAUGAAGCAUUCGUGGCUGUCUCAUACCAGUUUUCAAUAUUCUCAAUAUUUGUACCAAUUGCCUUCACCAUCCUACUCCUCAUGGUUUUCUGCUUCGUCUUUAGCUAUGGCUGUAUCGAUACGAUACAAGUAAGGAACAAGAGGCUUCGACAUAUACUGCAACAAUCUUUAGAGUAG
This is a messenger RNA of Fusarium venenatum, 1011 nucleotides long. Lineage: Eukaryota; Fungi; Ascomycota; Sordariomycetes; Hypocreales; Nectriaceae. The record is from RefSeq and is a predicted model, not a curated record.